AUGUUAAUUGUAACUUUGACCGCGUUAUUCGCGGUUUUAUUUGUUAGCGACGCGGUGCCUGCACCUACGAAUAACAAAGAUGGAGGUGCAAUCAGUGAACUACCAGACAACUGGGAUCAAACAAAAGAUGAUACGCAGUCUCUUUUUCUGAAUAAAAGCGACAAAAAUGAUCUUGAACCGUAUCCCCUUGCUUUAAGUGAAGAAGGUAACGUAGAGGCCUAUGAACAGAAUGUGGACCAACGUUUUGAUUCACCUCAAUCAACUGGUGAGCUUGACAAUCUUAUCAUGAGACCUGAAUUGUACGGUGAACCACCAGCCAUGGAAGGUUUAUCUUCUGGAUACGAUUCUCGGCGACGUAAACGAGGAAGUGGCACCAAGGUUGGAGGUGCUGGUGCGGCAACUAAAGUGGCCACUAAAUCUGGCUCAGGCAAAAAGAACUUGAAACCCGAGGAUGCUUUGUCUCCAAUAGAUUCAGUGUCUCAGGAUCACGAUGUUCAUCGCCUAAAACGCGGAAGUGGUACUAAAGUAGGUGGAGCAGCCGCGUCAGCCAAAACGGCAACUAAAAAUUCUGGUGGAAAUAAGAAAAAUUUCAGGCCUAUAUCGGAACGCCGCAAGCGUGACUCUGGCCUAAGUCCCGCUGAUGUUCGCACAUUAUUAAACUUGUGGGAAGCACAGGAACGUAGAAAACAAGAAUGGAACGCAAAUCAAUGGGCUGCUGAACAUAAUGGUUGGUAUGGCCGAAUGAACGCGUUAGAAGAAGAUCAACCCGAAGUGGAUGAGAAUGGUGAUGUAUGGUAUAAUGAACCAGUCGUAAUCGGUCCUCGUGAAAGAGACUUUCCCCGUCAUUCUUACUUCUCUGAACAAAAUCGUAUGGCAUUAGCGCAUGGUUUGCCCGACAUGUACCAAGUAGAUCCAAACGAACUGGCCCAAAGGUAUGAGGAAAACCGCCGUAAAAGACAGUACGCGAACAAGAUGAAACGAUUCAUGGUGGCAAGAAAACGUUCGGACGAACCACCGGAUGGCUCAUUGGAUGUUUCCGCUACGUCGUUAACAAGUGUUCGAUCAAAUAUCAGUUUUUUAUCACAUUGGUCGGAUGGUCAAAAUCCUCAUCUGAUAAGGGCUGUAGAAUUUUUGCAUGAAGAUAAGGAAUUUCUAGUUGCUGCUGAAAUCGGCAAUGAGAAAAUGCUUCAAAUCCUUAUUAGGGAAGGUGUUGACGUACAGCAAAGGGAUCACCUGGGGAGGAACGCUCUUCAUUUGGUAGUCUGCACUGACAGCGAGCAAGCACUUCAUAUGCUUCUAAAUGCUGGAGUCUUUACAAAUGUGAAAGACAACGUGGGCAUGACACCGCUCUCAAUUUGUCUAAUGAGAAGGCCUUCUUUAAAAAGAAUAAACCUUCUCUUUGAUCAUGGAGCUAAAAUCUUGCCGAGGACAAGCCCUAUGGAUACGGGUUUAUUUCUUCAAUUUGUCAUGAUGAGCACUCCGACAGAGGAAGAAGUGAAGAUACUACAAUUGCUUACAACUAAGGGAGGUCUUAUUAAUGAUCCAAAAUCUCCAGGUGGUCGUCAAGGGCUCCAUUUUGCAGCUAUGAGUGACAACUGUGAACUAAUUCACGUCUUAGUUGACCUUGGAGCCGACUUGUUUCUCGUAAACCAUCGCAAUGAAACACCUAAAGAAGUAGCGUUAGCCUUCAAAUGCAGGAAAGCAUAUUCAGUUUUGAACCAAUUGGAAGCUUUGUACAGAGAAAUCAGUUCAACUAACACAACAUUAAAACUUACUUUAUAG
Molecule: messenger RNA, 1782 nt
Organism: Parnassius apollo (apollo)
Lineage: Eukaryota; Metazoa; Arthropoda; Insecta; Lepidoptera; Papilionidae
Source: the annotation of a GenBank genome assembly